UGAUCUGGAUGAGGGGAUUGAGUGCACCCUCGGAGGUCAAAGUGAACUGGGCGACGACCCCCAGCAGCCAGAAGAAAGACACCAGCAACCAUUUCCAUGUCUUUGUCGGAGACCUCAGCCCAGAAAUUACAACGGAAGAUAUAAAAGCAGCUUUUGCGCCGUUUGGAAGAAUAUCUUUAAUUCUCACGAGAGCGCGGCGCACGCCAUCGUUUCCGUCAACGGAACGACUAUCGAAGGACACGUGGUGAAGUGCUACUGGGGCAAGGAGACGCCGGACAUGGUCAGCCCCGUCCAGCAGAACCAGAUCGGGUACCCGCCGGCGUACGGGCAGUGGGGCCAGUGGUACGGCAACGCCCAGAUCGGCCAGUAUGUGCCCAACGGCUGGCAGGUCCCCGCCUACGGCAUGUACGGCCAAGCGUGGAAUCAGCAGGG
This is a messenger RNA of Chroicocephalus ridibundus (black-headed gull), 432 nucleotides long. Its product is annotated as nucleolysin TIAR-like. Lineage: Eukaryota; Metazoa; Chordata; Aves; Charadriiformes; Laridae. The transcript is spliced from 5 exons. The record is from RefSeq and is a predicted model, not a curated record. Bases 9 to 248 code for a protein of 79 amino acids. Gene Ontology annotation, molecular function: RNA binding.